AUGACGAACGCUGCCGAAAUACAGGAUAAAAAGGCCAAGAAUUGCAGCGCUAUCCAAUCCGCCGGGAUACGAUGGUGUUAUCACGCGUUGAGCACGAUUGCUCUAUUGGUCGAGUGGCUCUGGAUCUACGUGCUCCAAUUCCGGUCGCCGCCCGAGAUGAAGCUGUACAAAUGGGUGCUGGUCAAGCUGGCGGUGGGUGAAAAUGGGCUGGUGUGU
Messenger RNA from Mesorhabditis spiculigera, 216 nucleotides. The record is from the annotation of a GenBank genome assembly. NCBI's taxonomy places the organism in Eukaryota, Metazoa, Nematoda, Chromadorea, Rhabditida, Rhabditidae.